AUUAGGGUUUUGUUAGAGUGAAAGUAAUAUAAAACCAACACCUUCACUAAACUAGACAGCUUAAACCCUUUCUUCUGCAUCUCUAGCCGGUCGUCGUCGUCAUCAGUAAUUGAAAAUGUCGACAGUUCCAGGGCAGUUGAUAUGGGAGAUUGUCAAGAAGAAUAAUUGUUUUCUCGUGAAGGAAUUUGGCAGAGGCAACGCUAGCGUUCAAUUUAGCAAGGAGAGUAACAAUUUGUACAAUCUCAACUCCUAUAAGCACUCAGGUUUGGCAAACAAGAAGACUGUUACUAUUCAGCCUGCAGGUGACAAAGAUCUGUCAGUUGUGCUUGCGACGACGAAGACUAGGAAGCAGAACAAGCCUGCUAGUUUGCUGCAUAAGUCUGUUAUGAGGAAGGAGUUUCACCGUAUGGCUAAGGCUGUAAGCAAUCAGGUUGGAGAUAAUUACUACAGGCCAGAUUUGAAGAAAGCCGCCCUUGCUAGACUUAGUGUUGUUCACAGGAGCCUUAAGGUUUCAAAAUCGGGUGCCAAGAAGAAAAACAGACAGGCUGUUUAGAUCUUGGUAGAAAGUGAGAUUUUAAAGAAUAUUUGAGAAACAAAACUAGGAAGUGUUGUUUUUUCCUUUUUUGCUCUCUUUUCAUGAUAAGUAAUUGUUUUGUUUUACUUGAGAAUGAAAUCCUUGGUUUUAGUUUGCA
Messenger RNA from Mercurialis annua (annual mercury), 692 nucleotides. RefSeq names its product 60S ribosomal protein L28-1-like. Gene Ontology annotation, biological process: translation. Bases 116 to 553 code for a protein of 145 amino acids. The transcript is spliced from 4 exons. Gene Ontology annotation, cellular component: cytosolic large ribosomal subunit; ribosome. Gene Ontology annotation, molecular function: structural constituent of ribosome. NCBI's taxonomy places the organism in Eukaryota, Viridiplantae, Streptophyta, Magnoliopsida, Malpighiales, Euphorbiaceae. The record is from RefSeq and is a predicted model, not a curated record.